AUCCCGCGACGCUGUGGUUGGCUUGGCAACGGUUAUAGCUAAAAAUCGACUAUAUUUCUCCAAGACCUCUGCACAGAAGAAUUGUUGCGUAUUACCGUCGAAACUGCGGUCAUUUUUUUCCACCAAACAUCGCCGAAGACCACAGGCUUUGUUGUGUGAGCUGCUUAUGAUGAUUGAGUCCUCUCCAAGUUCUUUGGGUGCAAAAGUUGUCCUCGCUGCAUCCAGUGAUGAGAACCACCCGCCAGAAAACAUCAUUGACGGAAACACGAAGACGUUUUGGAUGUCCACCGGGAUGUUUCCCCAAGAGUUUGUCAUUCGCUUUGCUGAACCCACCACGAUUGCUGCUGUGACAGUGGACAGCUACAAUGUCAAGCAUCUAAAGAUAGAAAAGAAUAUGUCACAAAAUGCGUCUCAGUUUGAGCCUGUUACAGAGAAAGAAUUUGAAUACACUGAGGGACAUCUUCAGUCAAAUGCUAUUUCACUAAAUGGCAGCAGUGCAACCCAUCUUCGUUUUAUCAUCACUUCAGGAUACGAUCACUUUGUCUCAGUGCACAGAGUGAGUGUAAAAAACUGACGCACUCAUUUGUAAUUGUUGCAAAUUAAAUCCUUAUAAUGUGUCUGUAUACAUGUUUUGUGGCAUCAUUUCAUCAUUUUAAUCAUAAAUAAAUCCAAUUAUAUGCUGUUUUGAUAAGAGA
Molecule: messenger RNA, 695 nt
Organism: Stegastes partitus (bicolor damselfish)
Lineage: Eukaryota; Metazoa; Chordata; Actinopteri; Pomacentridae
Gene: hspb11
Product: heat shock protein, alpha-crystallin-related, b11
Exons: 5
Coding region: 167-574 (135 amino acids)
Biological process (GO): intraciliary transport; multicellular organism development
Cellular component (GO): cilium; centrosome; intraciliary transport particle B
Source: RefSeq, a predicted model, not a curated record